Molecule: messenger RNA, 3186 nt
Organism: Linum trigynum
Lineage: Eukaryota; Viridiplantae; Streptophyta; Magnoliopsida; Malpighiales; Linaceae
Source: the annotation of a GenBank genome assembly
AAGAAGUUUUCUUCCCUCCCCUCUCAAGGUCUCUCUUCACAUAUUCUUCCACUCCCGAGGAGAUCUGACGAGUGAGUCAAGAUCGGAGUCUCACACAAUUAGUGUAUCUCCCUAGUACAUUCUAGGUUCAAACACUACUAAACAAACCAACCCCCGAAUUCAUAGUCAAAAGAUACAAAACAAACCAACCCAACAACAAUCCACCCCUCGUUGCCCAAAAAUUUGUUGUCAACAACCACUGAAGCCACAUUUUGUUUUCAUGCAAACCAAACCGACGGCCAGCAUCAAUGUAGAAUAAUGUAAAAAAUAACAACAAUAAAAAACCUAACCCUAAACAACACAACACCUCCAACCAAGACCACUACCAAACAUACAAGGGAAAAAUCAGCUGCAACCAUCAACAGAAGAAAUAAAGCCCCCAGUGUCACCGCAAUACCACUGAUAACAAGAAAUAAAAACCCAAAGCAAAAAAAAUCACAAUAAGCUAUCAUCAUCUUUACAUCCAUGCCAAAUGAUAAAAGAACCACAAGCAAAAAGCCAAACUCACUAAAUCACUUUGUCAUUCUAAGUGAAACAAGGAGGGAGGUUUCAAAGUCUAGAAGGAGGAUGUAGAUUGUCAAGACAAUCCCCUCUGUACAUUAAGAUUGUCCUCAAGAUCUUAGCAUAUGUCUGAAGUGUGGAAGAGAAACCAUAUGAAAAUAUAUGUUUUGGAAAAUUUCACUUAGAGAAAUCAAAUAGCGCUGGAAUUGGAAAAUCCACAAAGGGAUUGGCAAAAGGAAGAGCAAAAGAAAAAGUAAGACAAUAGAAGAGGGGUGGGUUGCCGCCAAUCACCAAAAAGGCGAAGUCAGUGACUCUUAGUGAAUACUAGAAAGAAGUGUAGAGAGAUGUCAAAGCGUUUGAAAAAUUUUGGAAAGUUAGAGAGAGAGAAAAUAUCAUCCGCCAUCGAUUGAUUUAAUGUUUUCCAUAUAAUUUGUUUAUGAAUUUGCUUGACUUCACUGUAAGAUAUUGCAAUUAGACUUGUGACUAUCUAAAACUUCUUUUUAUUUGAAAUCUGGAAAGUUUCAAUCAUGAUUUCUGCUUAUGUUCCUUUUCUCGUUGCUAACUAAUUUAGUUGAACAUGGAUGGAGCUUCACAAGGUAAUCCGGGGAUGGCCACUGCAGGAGGUUCGUUGCGUGAUGAUGAAGGAGAUUGGAUCGGCGGCUUCGUUUCCAAAAUUGGGGAAGCCACUGCACUUCUUGCUGAACUCUGGGGCAUCCACCAGGGGUUACAGUUUACUUGGAGGAAAGGUUACAAGUUUCUGAUCCUGGAAACAGACUCAACCCUCGCUAUUGAUCUUAUUAAGAACAGAACCGAUCAUGUUCAUCCGCAUUCUACUCUCCUUCAUUUGAUUCGCGGAUUGUUGGCUCAAGACUGGAUUGUGAAGCUAGUUCAUACGUAUCACGAAGAGAAUAGAGUCGCGGACUGGCUCUCAAAGCACAGUCUCGUCUAACCCUUCGGGACGCAUGAACUAGAAGAACUACCAGAUGAAUUAGAGAAGAUCAUCAGAGAAGAUCUUGUGGGGGUCAGUUUUGCUAGACGGAUUGUUGCUGGAUCCGCUUAGUUGUUUUUAUCUUUAGUUUCUUUUGUUUUUACCCUCUGGUUUUGAGUCUUCUACCUUUGCUCUGUCCUUUCCGAGUUGGAGGCUUGUGCUUGUAAGUUCCUAGUUGUCCUCUCUCUUACUUAGAUAACCCGGCUUUUGCCUCCCUAAAAAAAACUAAUUUAGGACCAAUGCUAAUUGACCACAACGACUACUAAUUUUAGCAAUUUUUAUCAACCAAUUAAUUCCUAGUAAGUAUAACUGUUAGUUAAUUAUAUUAUGUAAAUAUAGAUAUAUGGAUGCCCAUUGCUAUUACCACAUUAGAUGCUCACUUGGGUGUUACAUGUAACCCUCAUUCCUACAUUUGAUAGCUCCUUUAUGUUUCAUUAUCUCUCAUUGAUAUAAGGAUGUAGUGGUUACCAAAGUGUGUCUAUAAAUAAAGCAUACCAUUGUAUCAAAAGAGAAGAAUGAAUAAGAAAGCUCGCUUCCCCCUCUCUUCUUUGUGUCUUUCCCUCUCUAAUCUUCUCUUGUAGUUGUUUAUAUUUUCCAUUAGUUUCAUAACACGUUAUCAGCACGAAAUUUGCUAGCAUCAUGGUUGGUCAUUGUCUCUCUACAGAAUCUAGUAUAUUGGAGUAGGAUCACAAUAUGAUCAAGGUAUGCAAAUCUUCGUCUUCUUUCAUAUCUUAUUGUCUUAUUUGUGGUGAGAUUAUCUCGUUCCAAUAUAUUAAGAUGGAUGCUACUCUUUUAUCGUAGUAUACCAUCCAUUGAUAUUUUAUCACGUACAUCUAUUUGGAUUAAAAUUUUGGGUUGUGUAAUUUGAUUAUAUUAUUAUGUGUUUUACAAUACAUACAUCGGUUCCUUAAAAUUAAAUUGGUGUUUAGACAUUAUUGCAAAUUAAAAUUUGCUCAUGUAGUAGCAAUAACAAGAAAAAUAAUAUAAGUGAUGAGUUAAUUUUUCAGUUAUCCGUGUUAUCAUGUUCUUAUCAAUCCCACAUUGAUAUGUAGAAAAUGCAAGUUCCAAGAACCCAUAUAUUCCCCAGAAGUGGAAAUUGAAGAAUUCAAGGGCAAAGAAAGAAAAGGACAUGGUAAUAAGAAUAUUGGUUCUGUAUGUUACCAUUGUAAUGGAAAAGUGCGUUUGUCUCGUACCCGUUGUACGCAAAAGACUUUAUUCUACCAAGAAUCAAAGGGAAGAGCAAAUUCAAACAUGCUCAUGCAAUAUCAAUAUUAUGGAACAUAUUUUUUGUAUUAUAAGUUGGUGUAUUCUCCAUUAAAGAUGAAAAUGAUAUUGCACUUGAGACAUUUUCAUUCCAGAAAGUGAAUGAAACAAUCUAUUCCUCGAAGUGAAUGGAACUAUAAAUAUAAUUAUAUAUGUUAAAUGUAUUGUUUGGAUCUUUUCACCAGAGUGAGAAAAGAGGAGAAAAAGGAGAAUUAUAAAUAAGUAUGACACAACAAUUAUAUUAUCAAAGUCAUAAUAACAUAAUGUACCUAUUGUACAUUGAAAUGUAUAAUGAAAGGCAUAUAUCAUUAUUUUUAUCAAUGUUGAAGGCAUAUAUAAAUUUAAAAUUACCUAGUUAGUGAUGGUAUUGUUCCAAAUAAAGCUUAUUUAAAUUU